Megalobrama amblycephala (Wuchang bream) is the source of this 1040-nucleotide messenger RNA. RefSeq names its product GTPase IMAP family member 7-like. Gene Ontology annotation, molecular function: GTP binding. The transcript has 2 exons. The record is from RefSeq and is a predicted model, not a curated record. NCBI's taxonomy places the organism in Eukaryota, Metazoa, Chordata, Actinopteri, Cypriniformes, Xenocyprididae. The coding region runs from base 207 to 929 and encodes 240 amino acids.
AAACAACAACAUAAUUUUCCCGUGGAAUUCAAAAGAGGAAUUUGAAAGUGAAAGAACAGAAGCCAUUUUGAUGAAGCUAUUGUAAACUGUUUUACAAAGCCAUUCUGCUGCAUUUCUCUCCGUGCUGUGAUCACACAAACCUGAGCAUAAUUAAGUAUAAAUACUAGUCUAUUCGGACCGACAACCGAGACAGAGCAACCAAAGUUAUGGAGCAAUAUGUCAACCAGCCGCUAGUCACUCGUGAUCUUCGGAUUCUGCUGAUUGGUAAAACUGGUUCAGGAGUGAGCGCUUCUGGAAACACUAUCCUGGGAGAAAAUGUGUUUCCAUCCAGGCGGAGCCUGACCUCCAUCACUAACAGAUGCCAAACCCACACUGCUGAAGUGUCAAACAGAAGAGUUACUGUACUGGACACUCCAAACUUCUUUAAUUCAUCUGACAUUGAUCUGAGUGUGGAGCUGAAGAGAGGGCUGAACAUGUGUUCUCCGGGAAUCCAUGUGAUCCUUCUGGUUCUCCCUUUACACACUUUCACUCAGCAAGAUGUGGAUACCCUGUUCUUAUUCAAGCAUAUGUUUGGAGACAAGACCAUGAAACAUACAUUUGUCCUCUUCACACAUGGAGACGAGCUUCACAGUGAAUCACCCGUACAACUAAUUAGAGAAAACUUAGAGCUGUCCAAGCUAACAGAGGAGUGUGGAGGGAGAUUUCACCUGCUGAACAACAAAGAUCUCAACAACAGAGAUCAGGUCACCAAACUCCUGAUGAAGAUCGAACAAAUGAUGUCUGACAAUGAGAACAGCUGCUACACUUUACAGAUGUUUAAAGAUCAGUCGCUCAAAGUAUUUCUGCUGAGAUUUAUGAAGCCCAAAUAUCUGUAUGCAGUCAGUGUUGUCAUUGUGUUUACAUUGAUUUAUGUUAACAUUGGGGCAUGAGAUUAAGAGAUCUCACUCUGCCUUUCAGUGUUCUCUUGUGUUUAUUAGGGAGUCACUUUAAUUAUAAUUAGUCACCAUAAUGGGUCGGUCUAUAUCCCUUUAGCUGCCUCA